AUGUUUGUUAAUGCAACUGUCAAAGAAGUCGCACUUGCCCUGGAAGUGUUAACAGGAUAUGACAGCAGUAGUUCAGUACCCACGACUGAUAUGAGCCUCGACGCACAGGCUCCUGGCAUUACAACUGACCAGAACAUGCCUGUACUGCCAUCCCAGGAUCAGGCUCUCCCAAGUGUGAAGGAGACAGUUGGCAGCAGUUCUGGCCACAUACCUAGAGGGAAGGAUUACCUGUAUUUUCAAGAACAAGUCAUGCCAGAUUCUUCUACUGGAAAACCUAAACCUGCUUCUGCCCAAAUUCUUUCAGCAAAUACCCAAGCACCUGUUGACCUUUUGUCAGUUCUUCUGGAGCGUGGCAGCAAACUCAGAAAUGCCAUGGUGGUUUCAGCCUUACAAUCUGAUGUGGAGUCAGAUGUUCCUCUGAAGGACAUUCCCCUGCCUCUCUCCACAGAUAACACUGACGCCUUGCCAGCCAGGCCCUCUUCAGGACAGUUUCUGGAGAACAUCCUUCAAUCGGAACUCCAGCAUCCUGCUCAGGACGUUGAAGAACCAAGUCAGAAUAGAGUCAACACAGAGGACAUGGCUGUGGAUCUGCUGCUGGGAAGUGUUAAUGGAUCUGUGCUGCAGUUCUGGGAUGGAGAGGGUUCUCUCCCAGAUUUUCUUUCCGAUCACAGUAGUGUGCUCAUGGACAGUGAGCUCAAAGACCCUCAAAAUGAUCAGAGUCUUCUGGAGAACCUCUUCUACAAAGCUCCUAUAUCAGAUGAAUGUUUGGAAGUGGACGAUCAGAAGAAAGACCCGGCAGAGAAGCCAGUACACACAAGACCAACUAAAAAUGCCCGGCUUGAUUCAGAAGAUGUGCAGCAUUCAGAAGCAGGAGAUGAUUUCUCUGGACUUAGCGUGGAUAAAAUAGCUUUGCUUAGAGAUAUUCGUUUUGCCAGGGUCACCAUUAGUGAGUUAAAAGUUCCCACUGAGAGUACUUCGAGAAGUCUAUCUAGAAAAGGAAGACCACCUUGCCCCCUCACCACAAAGAAAUGCUUUUAUAUCGUUGAGUACCUCUUUCCACUGGUCUCUGCUGGGUAUGAAGAUGUUCAACAUGUACCUUCAGAGAUUACAAAAGUUGUCUCUAGUAAAGUAACAGAGGGCGCGUUGACGUUUCAGCACCUAAGUAUGUUUCCAGUGAGGUUCAGUAGGUCGUCUAUUAAACAAUGGUGGGAGAUAAACGUCACAUUCAAGCUUCACUCCAGAAAUAGCCUUCAAAAGACACCCGUUCUCAUUGGAUCAGCAAUGUUUCCUCUGAACUCCGUGAUGCAGAGUGAAUCACUGAGCAUUUCUGCUGCCCUUCCUGUUCAAAGACCAGAUAGAGAUGCUGAUAAACAGGCAUUUGGUCCUCUGAAGGUGUCGUUUGAGUUAGCAGCAGACAAGAAUGAUUUCUCCACCAAAAAGAGACCUGCAAAACGAAUGCUGAGUCCAACCAGACCUCUUUCUUCCCGUUUGACUGAAGAGCAUGAUGUACCAAAGGGUUUAUGUGUGAAUGACCACAGGAGAGCCCCGUCUCCUUGUGCAGGUGUUCAUCGAGUCCAGAGUAUCCUGAUACCUCCAUCCAGAUCACGAUCCACAUCUCCACCCAUCAGAUACCAGAGCUGUCUUCAUGAGCCUCUGCAGUAGGAAGUGGAGGAGACUAAGAUUUUGCUUCAUAUGUUGCUCAUGGUGCCCGAUGGGAAAGAUUUUAAUCUGAACUGUAAGCUCCUCGGAUCCGAUGAAACGGCUCGAUCGACAGUGAGCUGGAGUCAGAAACAUCCAACAUUCGGCUUUAUUCAGGUGGCUCCGGUCACACUGACCAGCAAACUGUUGGAGAGAAUGAAGAACAACAUGAUGGUCAUUGAAGUUUGUUUGAGGGCCAGUAACUCGGACCAUGAUAAACUUCUUGGUUUGGUAAAACUACCUCUCCACCAGUUCUACAUGUCCUUCAGAGACCCCAAGAUCACAGAGCUGCUCUUGCAGUCUCAGUAUCCAGUGGUUGGAGUGGACAGUUAUAUGCCUGUGGUUGAUGUAUUCAGCGGCAGCACUCGUGGAAACCUCAGGGUGUGUCUAGCAAUGGGUCUGGCACAGCAGAUCACAGCACUGCAGCGAAUGAGGGAUGACGAGCUGACCCACGUAUCACCACUGCCUCGACCAGCGCACAUGUUAGACCACCAGCCACAUGCCAGUACCACUGUGGAUGUUCUGCGUGAGCAUGUCUUCAUGGUCCGAGUAGAGAGAGUGAAGGGUCUGACGCCUCUGCAGUCCACAGUGUGAGGAGAAGCUGACUGUUACAUCCAGUACUCCUUCCCUGCACAAAAUGAGUCGAGAGAGGACACGGACCCACUUAUUGUCGAGAGCAAUAUGGAGCUCAAGGCCUACCGCUCUGAGACCACUCUCUGUGUGCCUGACCCUGUGUUUGGACAUAAUGAGACUCAUGUCCUACUGGCUCCUCCUGACGUCCCAGUACAAAGAAUACUGCUAAGCUCAUUGGCCAGUCAGGGGCUGAAAAAUGGAGUAGGAGUGCUGUUUGAGGUUUGGUGCAGGUAUUAUUAUCCAAAUGUUAGAGAUCAGCUAGUUGCCAAAGGGUUGCUGCCCAUGUCCAAACUGUGCGCCAUGGUAACCAUGCAGAAACAGGGUCAAACCGAUGCACAACUUUUCUCCCUUCCUCUGGUACCAAGAACCGACCGACCUGUUGACACACAGCCUCAGCCCCCUGGGCUGCUUGAAGUGAGUGUUCAAUACAAGUCUCGACCAAUGAGGAGUGUGGGAGUGAAGAGUGGGGUUGUGCCGUCCCGCAGAGUGAUACUGGUUGUGCAGGUGCACAGAGCAGCCGGGCUGCAAGCUGCAGCCAAAGCUCUUGCAGAUACGGAUAACGCACUGCAGUAUUACUCUGAAGUGGGGCUUAACUCUUUCAUCACCAUGCAGUUGUCAUUCCUGCCGGACAGCGAGGUUCGAAGCACGUGUGUGGCGGCCAGAAGUUUCUGCCCAGAGUUUGAACAUCACGCCGAGUUCUGCUGUAACCUGCUGGUGCAGAGAGACAGCGGGGAGAGCAUCAGUCUGGCUGAACUCCUGCAGGAGGCAGUGGCUGUCUUCACCAUAAACAACAGAGACACACACAAAAUGGCUGAUACAACAAGUUCAAAGGACACUGUCUUGGGCACUGUGAAAAUUAAACUUGCGGAUCUGAUUCAUAAAAGAAGUGGCAUAUCUGGCUGGUACAGUCUCUCUCUACCUCAGAGCACAACAUCAUCUCACAGUCUGACCUCAACAGGAGGGCUUGAAGUCUCCAUUAGUUUUUCUCAUCAUGCAGAUAGAGAGCGAGUUAUCAGUUCAGCCCAUGGACUGGGAUGGGAUGUAGGGCAAAACAGUGAAGAUGAGGCAGAUAUAGUGGAUUAAGAUACUUUGGAAGCAAGCGCAAAGUCUCUGGCAUUAUCACUUUCCAUGCCUAGAGCAUGGCUGCCUAUCCAUUGCCUGCUGCUGCCAGGACAUGAAGACUUGCAGCAUUCCACCUACUGCUACCACAGAUACAAACUGUACAACCAGCAGACCGUCUGCUCUGAACUUCGACAACCCGUUCCAGACGAGUGUGAGGGAGGAGAAGGUUUAGCCACGGUGGCAUUUCAGGGGAGUAGAAGCGUGGUGCUGAGGAGGACUCAACCCCUGCUCUGGUACCUGAGGGAGGAGAAGCUGGAGGUGCAGGUGUGGGUGGCCUUUGGGAAGGAGAAGAGAGUCCGGCCUCAUAACGCUGACCGUCUGGUGGGCUCUGCAUUUGUGGAUCUCUCUGCUCUUGCUGGGACUUUGAAGCACCAUCAAACAAUCAGUGGCGUGUAUCCUCUGUUCAAGCGCUCUGCUGUAAACCUGAGUGCUGCUGCUCUCAGAGUCCAUAUCACUGUCACAACAGACUCUGUGCCACAUGAGCCUCAAUCCACUGAGGAGCUCAACGACUCAGUAGAAGAUGAGAAGGAUGGAGGCCUCCCCACCACAGCACUGUCUAGACCAUCUCAAUCCCCCAGCAGACAGCUGAUCAAAUCAGCCGUGAGCACUGAUGCUCCACCAUCCAAAGAAAUCAGCAACGAUGACACCUUCAUAGCCAACAUUACUGUGGACAGAGCCAUGCAUCUGAGCCUGAAGGGUUGUCCUCUCGCUGAGCGCGGUGGUGGAUUGCCUAGUUGCUGUGUUUCUUAUGCCACCGCCGAUGCCCCGGGCACAGUGACCACAGCACUGAUCAAAGACAGUGACUGCCCUGUGUGGGACCACCAGCAAGAAUGCAGUGAGCUGGAUGAUAUUCAAAGGUAUUUCAGCCGAAAGUUGUCCACUCCAACAUUCCCAAAGCUGAGUGAGCUGAGAGGAACCUCCAGGCAGGACGAACACAGAGACUCAGAGACGGAUGCCACACAACUACUACUGAAGUCCAGUCAGCUGGUGGGAGAGGUCAAUAACAUUAUAAAAGGCUUAAGUGAACACCAGACAGAAGAAGCACCAACUACCCAUAAAAGCUCUGCUACUCUUGUUGUGGUUGAGGAGCACUUAACGUCUGGGGUUGAUCAGCUGAUAUUAUCAGAGUCUGAUAGCUGUGAGAUAGAGCCACGCUUUCAUAAAGAAUCAGACAUGAUGUUGGAGGAUGAAGAAGAAGUCUCGCCCAUCAGCUCUCCUGCUCCUGCACAGACUAGACAGUCACCAGCUGCUCCUGAAAAUGAAAAGCUCCACCACAGCUCCAGCGAUCACUCAUCUGAUGAAGAUGAGUGUAAAGAAGAGGAAAGAGAUGAGGAUGAGCAUGAAGAUUUUGAGGAAACUUUAAUACAGCCCCGAACACUCAAUGAGGUCACUUCAGUCACAGACAGAACCAGCCCUUGGACCAGCCUACUGUCUGACCCAGAUAUGGGAUCUCUGGAGAGUCUGGAGUUAGUGCAUCAUCAUGACGACACAAUCCACACUCGAGGAAUGGAAAGAAACAGCAGAGAACUUCUUCCAGACUUUAACCCGCAGUCAUUGACUGCAGAAUCACAAGCCGUUGAUUCUGAUUCAGAUAUCUGUGUAAGAUCUGAAACUGAUCUGGAGACAUUUAGGAGUGACGGCACUAUUGCCACAGAUCAUCGGGAACAGCAGCCUUCUCCAGAUGGUCUGGAUGGAGACGGUGCUCUUUCUAGUAUCAGUGAGGUGGAAGAUUAUGAACAAAGUUACAGUGGGCCUGAAGAAAGGGAUGAGAGAUCAAACUUGCCUCCCUGUACAGAGUCUGGCUCAGAAACAGAUGAUAAAAGUGAUGAGUGGACAGCAAAACCUUUGGAAUCUGUAGAGAUUCCAAAUUUCUUCCUGUCGGCUCACCAUCUGGAGGCGUCCAUGAGGUCUUUGAGGAUGGCACCUGUCUUUCCAUCAGCAACAACAGAAUCUGAGACUGUAAGUCCUGGAAAUCUAUAUAGAAGAAUGCCUCGAUCAAGACCCAACAUCCCUCCAUCACAGAGAAGUGAAGAGACCAAAAGAAUUGCAAAAAUAUUUGCUUCAAAGUUUACAGAAGGAAGUUAGUAUGUUCUUCUAAUUUGUGUUUUUUAUAUUUAAAAUAUGUGAUUGUGAUGCGUAUUUAUUUCUUAAGGGAUACAAAAUGGUAUAUUCUUUUUAACAGUAAUUUUGGAUAAUGUGAGCACUAAAAAAGUUGUUUAUUUACAGUAAUUAACUAUUUUUGUAAUAAAGAAUUUUGUAUUUCCAUCUACGGAUAAUUGUUUUUGAAGGUCCCAUUCUCACUAUUUAGUUUUACCUCUUAUAAACGUUGUCAGUUGUCUGGGGCAGUUAAUGUCUGUCAGACUGAGCUGUUCAAAGGCUAGAAGCAUUUAGCUGACAGAUGAGAAAAUUGCCCAAUUUGAGCUGCUGCAGACAAUAGCACAUACUGACAGUGAUGUAACCAAAGUAUUAUCCAGAGACAAAAGAAGCCAACGGUCAGACAAAAGCUCUCCUUUACCCUCUCAGCCCGUUUAAUGAGCUCUAAUUAGAGAGAUGAGUCCGAUCAAGCAACUAUUCCUCGUGUUGACCUUCUAAACCAGAUGAAUCAACUGACAGACUCGGAGUUAUAGAAGAUGGCAGCAAAUUAGGCUAAAUAUAAUAGAUGAAAACUAUUAACCAUCACCAAUUAUUAAACGUUUUACUACCUAGAGUGGACCCUGAAUUGGUAAAUUGUUGUAAAAUUACUGAUAGUUAAUUUAAAAGUUGUAGGAGGCUUUGGUGAUACAAAUGUAAUAAUUACUUGGUUGUAUUUGUUUAUUUGACUAUUUUGUAAU
Messenger RNA from Sinocyclocheilus anshuiensis, 6284 nucleotides. Its product is annotated as C2 domain-containing protein 3-like. Gene Ontology annotation, cellular component: microtubule organizing center; centriole; centriolar satellite. The record is from RefSeq and is a predicted model, not a curated record. Gene Ontology annotation, biological process: centriole elongation; protein localization to centrosome; cilium assembly. Lineage: Eukaryota; Metazoa; Chordata; Actinopteri; Cypriniformes; Cyprinidae.